AUGAACCGACCAGACGGUAUUAUGAACCGGCCAGACGGUAUUAUGAACCGACCAGACGGUAUUAUGAACGACAAAGGGAAAGGCACACUGCUGAUGAGCGAACGGAACAAAGGACCAAACAUGGACAGUGAAGAAUGUCCAAAGGAUCCCCAUGGUGAAACGCACCAAAAGAAACAAUCCCGUCAACAGAAUGUGCCAACAUGUAAUAUAACAACAGGUGAAGAGAAAGAAAAGAAUGAAAGAGAAGAUGUACUCAGGAAGGAUCGAAGAAGUGAUUUCAAUGAAGAAAAGACAAACACAGAAAAUUCACAAACGAAUCGACCUGAGGAGCAAGACAGAAAAAGUGCAAAUCGGGAUGAAGAGAAGUUCGUGAAGAAAGCGCCCAGUGAUGACCCUCUGUGGAUACACGGAGAAGGGCAUGCGUCUAAAAUGGACAUGAACAAGGCGGAAAUGUCAAAUAGGAAGGAAAUAUCAAAGGUAGGAAAACUGACCAAGCUGAUGCAGGAAAGGGGAGGAAAAAAGGGAGAAGCGACAAGGAGUGAUCCAGUGAGGAGAAAGGAUGCCUCCCAAGAAAGAAAAAAUGAGUUAAUGGAGAGGAGGAAUGGCUCGGCACGCACUCCGAACGGGUUAGCGGGUAGUCGAGGUGGUCCCCCAAAUAGCUCGGCGAAAUUUUCGCCCAAUUCUGCGCCAAAGUCGACAUCAAAAUUGGCCCCAAAAUUGGCCUCAAAAUUGGCCUCAAAAUUGGCCCCCAAUUCAGCCCCAAAAUUGACCUCAAAAUUGACCUCAAAAUUGACCUCAAAAAUAGUACCCAAAUCGAUACCCACUGUGGCGCCGAAGCUCCGGCGAAAUGGCCCCACGGGUACCCUCUCUUUGAAUCGCGGAAAGUGCGCCUCGCUAAAGAAGGUGCCCCCAUGGUCGCUCCAUGGAUAUAAAAAUAAAACGAACUUUCCAUCAAUACAUCCUGGGGGGAGUGAGGACAAACGGAAAAGGAACCCGUAUGAGGUAUCGCGGGAGAAGAAAAUGACAAUUUUGGUGAAGAGGGUUCGGUGCUUGACCUCCUUCGAGAGCAGCACUGAGAGCAACGGAAGGGGAGAUUCUACCAACCAGAGGGAUCAUACCAGUGAUGGUGGACGAGAUGCUGUAGGACGGAGGUGUCGCAUCAAGGGGGAAGUAACAGAUGGUGACAAAGCAACUUCUAGUUUCCCCGUCGACGGAAUAGAUGUUAUCAAAGAAACUUGUAAUUCCCCUGGUGAAGGAACAAUUGCUACAGUUGCAACAGAUGCAAUUUGCAACCUUCCUGACGCAGCAAACGAGCAGAAGGACACCCUUCUCUUACUGCUUACAAGGGAUUUCCGCGUGAACGACAACUGGGCGUUGAUAUACGCAUACGAGAUGGCCAAAAAGAAGGGCCUCACCCUCAUCGCCUGUACUUGUCUAAAUAGGAAAGAAAAAGUAACGAACCGAUUUAUUCACACAAAAUUGAAGAUUCUAAAGAAUUUAGAGUAUUCUUUGAAGAAAAUUAAUAUCCCCUUCUACAUGUUACCUCUGUACAUGAUUGAUGAAUUUGGUGAGUUCAUGAAAACACAUCAAGUUAAAAUAAUAACGUGUGACUUGCAUGUGUUGAAUGAUGAGAAGGCAUUCAUUAAGUCGCUAUCUCAUUUGUGUAACAAGAGGAAAGUAAAAAUGUUCCAAGUAGAUUCGCACAAUAUUGUCCCCAUGUGGGUUACUUCCAAAAUGGAGGAAUGCUCAGUGAGGACCAUCAAGCCAAAGAUACAGGCUCUCCUACCAACCUUCCUAAUUGAGUAUAUGUCGAUAGAACCUUUUGUACAAAAUUUAAAAUUCCCGGAACCGUUUGACAUAGACGAGGUAUUGAACAAGCUCAGCGUGUCCAACACGUGUGCGGUGGUCCCCAAUUUUGUUCUCACGGAAAAGAAGGCAGAAGAAUUGUUGAAAGAUUUUUGCAGUAAGGUUUUGGAUAAGUACAAUGUGAAGCGGAACGACCCGAACAGCGAUGCCGGCAGUGUGCUUUUGCCUUAUGUCAACUUGGGGAUCAUAUCUUCCCAGAGGUGCGUCCUGGAGGUGCACAAGCACGCAUACAACAAUCCGUCCAUAAAUGCGGUGAGCGGAAAGGAGUCGUUCAGCGACGACUUUAUCAUGCGCAAGGAGUUGGCGGACAAUUACUGCUACUACAACAAAAAUUACGACAACUUCGAAGGCGGCAGGGACUGGGCAAAAGAAAGUCUCAAAAAACACGACGCAGACAAAAGGGAGUAUUUAUACGAUUAUGAAGACUUUAGGAGUGCCAAGACACAUAAUGACAUGUGGAAUUGUUGCCAACUACAACUCAUCAAUGAAGGAAUAAUGCAUGAAUUUUUAAAAGUUUAUUGGGCGAAAAAAAUUCUGAACUGGUCAGGCAAUUCUCAGACAGCCCUAAAAUAUGCCCUGCAGUUAAAUAACGAAUUGUCCAUUGAUGGAAAGACCCCCAAUGGAUAUGUUUCCAUCAUGUGGUCUAUCAUGGGAGUACAUGACCAGAGUUGGAACGAGAAAAACAUCUUUGGAAAAAUUCGCUUUAUAAAUAGUAACGGAUGUAAACGUAACUUCGACCUGAACAUGUUCAUGUCAAAAUAUCCCAAGGGAAAAGAAAACGCUUCAAUUGUGAAGAAAAUUCCCACCAUUACAUUUGCCAAUUAUUUGAAGAAACGGAAAAAUUGUCCUGGGACUCCACUUGAUGAACCCUCACGGAAGAUGCGUGGCAAGGGGCCCGUCAGCUGA
Molecule: messenger RNA, 2772 nt
Organism: Plasmodium knowlesi strain H
Lineage: Eukaryota; Apicomplexa; Aconoidasida; Haemosporida; Plasmodiidae
Product: deoxyribodipyrimidine photo-lyase, putative
Exons: 2
Coding region: 1-2772 (923 amino acids)
Biological process (GO): photoreactive repair
Molecular function (GO): deoxyribodipyrimidine photo-lyase activity
Source: RefSeq, a predicted model, not a curated record